This is a messenger RNA of Psilocybe cubensis, 774 nucleotides long. RefSeq lists its product as uncharacterized. The transcript has 8 exons. Lineage: Eukaryota; Fungi; Basidiomycota; Agaricomycetes; Agaricales; Agrocybaceae. The record is from RefSeq and is a predicted model, not a curated record. Bases 1 to 774 code for a protein of 257 amino acids.
AUGGCAUCCCAAACCCCUAAACGCGUAUUGGUGGUUGCAGGACUUGGCAAUGGUUCUGGUACAGGGGCCUCUACGGCGCGACUAUUUGCGAAGAAUGGAUACAGUGUUGCACUCAUCGCCAGAGGUGCAGACUCUGUCAACAAACUUGCUCAAGAAAUCAAUGGUUCAGGGGGGCAUGCUGAACCUUUCCCUAUCACCUCAUAUUCGAACGAUGACGUAACUUCUGCUUGGACUGCUGUUCACGCUAAGUUCCCAAAGCCAGAAUACGUCGUCCGGGUCGCUGUUUUCAACGCAGGAUUUGGCGUGUGGAAGAAAUUUCUGGAUAUCACGCCUCAGGAGAUUGAAGAAUCGUUGCAGACAAAUGUUGUAUCCGCGUUCGCCUUUGCCCGUGGGGCUAUCUUAGCUUUCAAGGAUAACGAUAUUGAGCAGCCCAACGGCAAGAAAGGGGCUUUGAUUUUCACAGGAGCAACUGCUAGCACUAGGGGCAAUGUCGUCACCAGUGCAUUUGCGGCUGGCAAAUUCGGUAUCCGAGCACUCUCACAGAGCUUGUCGAAGGAGUUUGGGAAAGAAAAUAUCCACGUUGCUCAUUCGAUUAUUGACGGAGUAAUUCUCGUUGAUCGUCAAAGAGAGAAGAGGGACACUGAAUGGCAAGAAAAUGAAGAUGUCCGCUUAAGACCAGAGAGCAUAGCGAAUUCUUAUCUCUACCUUGUUAAUCAAGAUCGCUCUGCAUGGACAUGGGAGCUUGACUUGCGUCCAGCACAUGAGAAAUGGUAG